This is a messenger RNA of Encephalitozoon romaleae SJ-2008, 1188 nucleotides long. Its product is annotated as acid phosphatase precursor. The transcript has a single exon. Gene Ontology annotation, molecular function: phosphatase activity. Bases 1 to 1188 code for a protein of 395 amino acids. The record is from RefSeq and is a predicted model, not a curated record. NCBI's taxonomy places the organism in Eukaryota, Fungi, Microsporidia, Unikaryonidae. Gene Ontology annotation, biological process: dephosphorylation.
AUGAUCAAGAUUCUUCUUAGAAUGAGCCUUCUAUUUGAUGGGAAGUGGAACACAAGGAAUAUAAGUACUGAGAAAGAUUUAGAACCAUUCCGUAGAUACUGCCAGUCAGGAUAUAAGUUCAUACCAAAGGCAGAGAACUACAACCUUGAAAAGCUAUUCGUAAUAUUCAGGCAUGGCGCCCGGACUCCUACUAGAAACCUCACAAGGACAUGGGAUAGCCAGGAAUGCAUGCCAUGCAGUCUCAACAAUACCACAAUAUCAGACUGCAAAAGAAAAGAAUGCUCUGAAGGAGAUCUGACACAUAGAGGAUUCAUGCAGAUGAUCACUCUUGGAAAAUUUAUAAAGAAUAACUAUAACUCUCUUCUUUUUGACAAGAAGAUAGAACAGAAAAAUAUAGAGAUGAGGGCUACAAAAAUACCUAGGACACAUUCCUCCCUGGCAGGGGUGGUGAGAGGCCUUACUGGAGAUACUGUAGUAGAAAAUGUAGAAAUACCCAAGAGUGAUGACACCUUACUAAGUACCUUGGGAUGCACAACCCAGAAAGAAAGAGAAGAUGUCAUGGAAUUUUUCAAUAAACCAAACAUAGUCCAAGACAACCAGGUAUUUAGCCGUCAUCCAAAGCCACAGGAAAGAGCAGACCAUUAUUAUACAAGCCUAUGCAGCCGAGUCCCUGUGGACUGCAGAGAAUUGAAUUGCGAUAUAAAAAGUGUGGAAGAGCACAUAAAAGCAGCAAACGAUGCCUGGGCAUACAUGGCGAAUAUCGGAAAUAAUACCGAGGAGAAAAGAAAGUUCAUGUUUGGAAGAUUUGCUAGAGAUUUGCUCCUUGACAUAGGAAAAGAAAAGCAUAUCUUUCUUUAUUCUGCUCAUGACUCCUCCAUAGGUGCAAUACUUACAGGUUUUGACACUGGGAUAUCUGAAUGGCCUUCAUAUGCAUCAGCAUUGUUUAUCGAAAUAUGGUGUAAUACAGGAAAGCAAUAUGUUCGAAUGAUAUUUAACAAUAGGGUAAUAAAGCCGAAAUCCUUUUCGGAUGAAUACAUCCCUAUAAGAGACUUUAUGGAGCUGCUUAAGAAAACCAUUCCUGAUCCACCAAAUAAAAAUCCUGAUGCUAAAAGCACAAAGAAUGAUGCAGAAACAGAGGGAAAGAUAGAGAAAAAAGAUGAGGUAGAGAAGAAAGCCAAUUCUGCUUAG